This is a messenger RNA of Aspergillus terreus NIH2624, 8325 nucleotides long. RefSeq lists its product as uncharacterized. Lineage: Eukaryota; Fungi; Ascomycota; Eurotiomycetes; Eurotiales; Aspergillaceae. Gene Ontology annotation, molecular function: oxidoreductase activity; fatty acid synthase activity. Gene Ontology annotation, biological process: fatty acid biosynthetic process; secondary metabolite biosynthetic process. The record is from RefSeq and is a predicted model, not a curated record. The coding region runs from base 1 to 8325 and encodes 2774 amino acids. The transcript has 8 exons.
AUGGAAGAAGCCUGGUCCAAGUUCGCCGGUCCUACGGGUGGUAUCAACGGAGAGCCCUCCUCAAAAGCAGAGCAACUUCUUAGGCUCCUCAAGGGGAAGACUACAGUCAACGAUGUCUCUGAAAAGACCACCGACACCCCCGUCCCCUUCCCCAUUGCCAUCGUGGGCAUGGGAAUGAGACUGCCUGGGGGAGUCAGCAGCGGAAAGGAGUUUUGGGACUUUCUCAUCGACAAGCGAGAUGGGCAUUGUCCAGUACCCGAGUCACGCUACAACAUCGAAGGGUUCUACGACGAGAACCGGGAAGGGAGUAUACGAACGAAGUAUGCCUACUUCCUGCAACAUGACAUCACCCAGCUCGACACUGGCUUCUUUGGCAUGAGCAAAGUAGAAGCGGGCAAGCUGGACCCGCAGCAGCGUCUUCUGCUUGAGGUUGUAUGGGAAUGCAUGGAAAAUGCUGGCCAGACCGAUUGGCGAGGAAAGAACAUCGGCUGCUACGUCGGCGUCUUCGGGGAGGACUGGCUCGACCUACAAGCAAAAGACACGCAGUUGCAUGACAGGUAUCGGGUAAUGAGCUCUGGGGAUUUUGCGCUGUCAAACCGAGUUUCCUUUGAAUACGACCUGCAGGGACCAAGCAUCACGGUUCGAACCGGCUGCUCCUCGUCCAUGGUAGGAUUGCAUGAGGCCUGUCAAGCCUUGUACUCGGGCGAAUGCUCCUCAGCCAUUGUAGCAGGGACGAGUCUAAUCAUGAGCCCUACCAUGUCAACGACCAUGUCCGAUAACAUGGUCAUCUCUCCGAGCGGCAUGUGCCGAACGUUCGACGCUGCUGCGGAUGGCUAUGGACGAGGCGAGGCGAUAAAUGUGAUUUACAUAAAGCCACUGAACGAUGCGCUAGAAAACGGCGAUCCCAUCCGAGCAAUCAUUCGAUCGACUACUGUCAAUUGCGACGGCCGAACCCCCAGUAUCACCACUCCCGGGUCCGAAGCCCAGGAGAGACUCAUUCGAAGGGCAUACAGACGCGCGGGCAUUGACGAUGAUCACAUCGGACAAACAGCAUUCUUUGAAUGCCAUGGUACCGGAACCAUUGUGGGAGAUACUGCCGAGACUUCUGUAGUCGCCAAUAUCUUCGGCAAAGACGGCAUAUACAUGGGUGCAGUAAAACCAAACGUCGGUCAUUCAGAAGGCGCCUCUGGGAUCACGAGUGUCAUCAAGUGCGUUCUCGCGUUGGAAAAUGAGACUAUUCCUCCAAACGUCCAUUUCCGUGAUCCAAGUCCAAAGAUCCCCUUCGAAAGUGCUAAGCUACAGGUCCCCGUUGAGCCAACUCCGUGGCCAGCAACUCGCAGCAAGCGAGUGAGUGUCAACUCUUUUGGCAUUGGCGGGACAAACGCUCAUGUCAUCUUGGAAUCCGCCGUGGACUGGAAGCAGAAUAACGUGCCGAGGCGAGUCACGAAAAAAGACCAGCCCCUCCUAUUGUUAGUUUCAGCAAAGACAGUAUAUGUCUCACAUGUUGACCCGGGUUUAGAGGAGCUUUGCAAAUCUCAGGAAGACAGCCGGGUAAAUGAUGCUGAGUUUGCGCAGCCCCUCUGUACAGCUGUCCAAAUCGGCCUCGUAAACAUUCUGCGAGCAUGGGGAGUGACUCCAGAGUCUGUUAUCGGGCAUUCAAGCGGAGAGAUUGCUGCCGCCUACGCCUCUGGGGCGAUUUCUGUGCGCCUCGCAAUCAUCCUGUCCUAUUUCCGUGGUCAAGCAGCAAAAGCCGUGUCGGAGACUCGUUCCGGUGCCAUGGCUGCGGUUGCUCUGGCACCAGAUGAAGUACGAUCCUUCUUGAAGGAUGGCGUAAGCAUCGCCUGUGAAAACAGCCCGCAGAGUGUUACGAUCUCCGGUGAUGCAGAGACGUUAGACACGAUAAUCUCCGACAUACAAUCAGAAGACAAGAACAUAUUCUGCCGCAAGCUUGCAGUUAAUGUUGCAUACCAUUCACUUCAUAUGAAGGAAGCCGGCCAGACCUAUGAAGCAUUGAUAUCGCCAUACAUGACGUACAACAGUUCCAUGAUUCCAUUGUAUUCGACGGUCACAUCAACCACUAUGUCCGAGCCUUCGGAGCUGAACGCAGAUUAUUGGGUCCAGAAUCUGCAACGUCCUGUUCUGUUCAAUGGUACAUUCCAAAAGAUCUUGAACAGCGAGAGUAAAUCAAGGAUAUUCCUCGAGGUAGGACCGCACUCAGCUUUAUCUGGUCCCAUAAGGCAGAUAAUUCAUGGGCAUUCGGAUGCAGAAUCAAAAUCAACGGCAACCUACCUCCAUACUUUGCGUAGAGAAACAGAUGAGUGUGUCAGUCUCCUGCAGACUGCUGGCCAUCUGUACACGCAUGGUGUCCCGCUUCAGCUUUCUCUGUUCAUCCCCCACGGCAAGGUGAUAACUGACUUACCUCCCUACCCUUGGCAGCACGAAGACAAAUUUUGGAGCGAGACGCGGAUGGUGCGUGACUGGCGGUUGCGCGGCGAGCCUCACCAUGAACUCUUGGGAAGUCGGACGUUGGAGUCGAGUGAUUUGGAGCCGUCAUGGAGAAACAUGCUCCAACUAGUGGAUGUCCCAUGGCUUGGAGAUCACCGAAUCGGCGGCGACAUAAUCUUUCCAUGUGCAGGCUACGUUGCAAUGGUAGGAGAGGCAAUUCGGCAGGCAACUGGAUCGGAGGCAUAUUCCGUGAAGAACUUGUUCAUGCGGACUGCGUUAGUCCUCGACCCCUCUGGGACAACGGAGAUAAUCACCCACCUUCGGCCAACCAAGCUGUCUGAUAAUGUCGACUCUGUCUGGUAUGACUUCACGAUUACUGCGUUCCAUGAGGACACGUGGAAGAAGCAUUGCACAGGUCAGGUCAGGCCGGCUUCCGAUAAGGACUACAGUCCGGUAACCACGAAGACAUAUCCCAGGCCCAUCCAGUCCAAGAAGUGGUAUGAUGCCUUGGAGAAACGCGGUCUUGAGUAUGGAAUUCAAUUCCGUCGACUUGAGAAUAUCUCCGCUAGUCCGUCCACUCAUGACGCUGCCGCCAAAGUUCAAGACGAGGAGAGCUUCUACGCCAGCCACUAUGCUCUUCACCCCGUUCUAAUAGAUGUCUGCUUGCAAUUGCUCAGUGUGGCGGCCACGCACGGAAUCCCUCGUCGAAUGACGAGGUUGUGCAUUCCUUUGGCCCUUGAAGCACUCUACGUUGGCACUGGUCGGGGAACCUUUUCGCUGGGUGUUUCGUGUGAUCCCGAUGGUAGUAACCUGAGUGGCAGCGCAACGCUUACUUCCGAUGACCACGUUGUUCUUGACCUCCAGAAGGGGAUUUUCUUCGGCAUUCAGGACCCGGAUACGGGUAGAAAUAAACUCCCAACUUCAGCAGCGCUACACUGGACGCCUGACGUUGACUUCCUGCCUCCCGAGAGUUUGUUGCCAAACUACACCGUAUAUACCGAGGACGGCAAGGUUUUGAGCUUGAUGACGAAUGUCUUCAUAAUUGAGACUUAUCUUCGGACUAAAUCGUCCACUCCCAAAGCCGAGCAUCUGCAGAAAUGGAUAUCCAGGCUCAAGAAGGAAUACGAUUCCAUAUCAAAGAACGAGAAUCAUCUGCUCCCAGAAGCAAGAGACGCGUUUGUUCUUACUGACAACGAGCGACGAGCCAAAAUUGAAGAGCUGGAGACUAUUUGCAAAGAGGCCGGAUCGUAUCCAGCGUACCACCUAUACAAGAGUAUCCUGGACUCCGUCGACGAUCUCUUAGAAGAGCGAGUAGAGCCCAUUGAUCUACUGAUGGAAGAUGGCGGGCUCAAGGCAUUCUACGACGUACAAUCAGGCGAGAUACGUUGGGGUAGAUAUCUUUCACUACUGGGACACUCCAACCCCAGCAUUCGAGUACUAGAAGUUGGUGGAGGUACAGGAGGUGACACCGCUGUCGCCCUGAACGGCCUUACACCGGAUAACGAAAAUUGGCUGUAUUCGAAGUACACCUUCACUGAUAUCUCUCCCGGUUUCCUCGGCGAGGCCAAGGAACGGUUCAAAUCCUAUGGCAAUAUGGAGUACAAGACACUCGACAUUAGCCGAGAUCCCGUCGAGCAAGGGUUUGAAGAAGGUAGUUAUGACUUGGUGAUUGCUUCCAACGUCAUCCAUGCGACUCCGAAGAUUUCUGAAACGCUGGCAAACAUUAAGCGGCUACUUUCUCCGAGAGGGCGCUUAUUCAUGAUCGAACUGGCGUGCGCAUCGCCGUUCAUCGAAUAUAUCAUGGGGAUCUUGCCAGGCUGGUGGCUUGGAGAAGCCGAUGGGAGAGCAGAUAGGCCAUACAUCGAGUUAGAACGAUGGCACAAGGAGCUACUCGCCGCCGGGUUCACAGGAGUCGAUGUGUUCCAGUACGACAACCCGGAGCCAUACCACAUAAAUGCGCAUAUCUUGUCAAGACUCCCUCCCCCGCAAAUCACGGAGAAACGAGAAGUCUGUGUGCUUUAUAGAUCGAGUAUCACCCCCUGGGCACGGAGUCUGGUAGACGAAUUUCAGUCAUCGGGUCGUUCUGUUAGCUGGUAUAGCUUGGACCAGCCGCCUCCCUCUGGUUCCAAUAUCAUCUCGGUGAUCGACUUGGAAGGCCCAUUUCUUCACGAUAUCAGCGAGGACGAUUUCAACAAACUCAAGUCCUUCAUCGCAAGCAUCGAAAGCAGUCGUGUAUUAUGGAUCACACGGUCUGUUCAAGCGACAUGUGUCGAUCCAAGGUUCGGUCUUUUGCCAGGCCUCAUUCGAAACAUAAGAUGCGAGGUCACACCUCAUGUUGCAAUACUUGAGCUGGACACUAUCGACAAUUCUAGCUUACGACCUGCUAUUGAUGUAUAUGACAAGCUUCUUUCGUUCAAAGAGGGCAGUGGUGAUGCUCCGGAAUACGAAUUCUGCUUCAAGGACGGUGUCCUUCAAGUGCCUCGGUUCCAUUGGUCGUCAUUUAACGAUCAGAUGAAGAGUUCUCGCGGGCUUGAAGGUGCAAGGUGUCUGGAUAUCGACCUGUAUGCAAUGCUAGACACAUUGGUUUGGACGUGCUCUGCGUUGAAAGAGGAGAGUCUCGGCGAGGAUGAAGUGGAGGUUGACAUCAAGUAUGUCGGGCUCAAUUUCAGAGAUAUGAUGAUUCUCAUGGGCUUCAUGUCAUCCACGGCUGAGCUAGGAAUAGAAGCCAGUGGCGUGGUUCGUCGAAUAGGACCUGCAGUCAAAGAUCUUGCCGUCGGCGACAGAGUUAUGGUCGCCGGGAUAGGGUUGGCAAGCACCAGGAAGAUCGUCCCCUCCAGAUGCUGUCUGCCUAUCCCAAGUGAGCUGUCACUUGAAGAUGCUGCGACUGUAGUCUGUGUCUUCGCAACCGUGAUCUACUCACUUCUGAAUGUCGCGAACCUGAAGAAAGGUCAAUCGGUUCUGAUUCACUCUGCGUGCGGCGGAGUAGGCUUAUCAGCUAUCCAGAUCUGUGGGAUGAAGGAGGCCGAAAUAUAUGCAACAGUGGGAAACGAAGAAAAGGUGCAGUAUCUAAUGGAGAAUUUUGGAAUACACCGCGAUCACAUCUUCGAUUCGCGAAGCUCGUCGUUCCUCGAUGGGGUCCUCCAUGCUACCGAUGGAAAGGGGGUCGAUAUCGUUCUCAAUUCAUUGUCAGGUGAGCUUCUGCACGCAUCAUGGAAGUGCGUCGCUCCGCUAGGGAAGAUGUUGGAACUGGGCAAGAGAGACUUCCUCGGACAUGGAAAGUUGGACAUGGACGUGUUUGCUGAGAAUCGGUCUUUCAUGGGGAUCGAUCUGCUUGGAAUCAUGAAGCACCAGCCCGAUAUUUUCCGCGAGAUGAGUGAGGACAUCAUGAGCUAUUUCAAGCAAAAGAAGUUAGGGCCGAUUCGACCUGUGCAUGUCUACGAUGCGAUCAACGCAGAAAAAGCUUUCAGGUAUAUGCAAGGCGGGCAACACAUGGGGAAGAUUGUCAUCAAAAUGCCAGACCAUCCAUCGGAGCUCCCCAUGUCCCGAAUGCAUGAGACGGCACGCUACUUUUCGCCAGAUGUAUCCUAUCUGUUAGUUGGUGGCCUUGGAGGACUGGGUCGUGCUGUCGCCACCUGGAUGGCUGAGAAAGGGGCAAAACACAUUAUCUUUCUCUCCCCAUCAGGUGCACACACAGCCGAGCGUGAGGCAUUCGUGAAGAACCUGGAAAGUCAGGGUUGCCAUGUCGUGGUUGUCAUGGGCAGCGUCGCCAACAUUGACGAUGUCAAGAGAGCCGUCUCGAGCGCAAUGAAGCCCCUUGCAGGCGUUAUACAGUUGUCAAUGGUUCUAAGGGACCAAGGAUUGCUGAAGAUGAGCUACGAGGAGUGGACUACGGCCCUUACUCCAAAGGUCAAGGGAACAUGGAACCUGCACAAUGUCCUUAAGGAUGUGCCCCUGGAAUUCUUCGUCCUUAUAAGUUCCAUCACUGGGCUUUACGGCUGGCCCGGACAAGCAAAUUACGGCGCAGCGAACACAUUCCUCGACGCCUUUGUCAAAUACCGCCAAUCGCUGGGAAUGGUGGCAAGUGUCAUUGACCUCGGUCUCAUGGCUGAUAUCGGAUAUGUUUCGGAAGCUGCACGCACAGAGACUUUCGAUUUGGCGCGCUCGAAUUCUUUGCAGACUUUGGAAGAAAGGCAGUUUCUCCAAGGCCUGGAGGCAGCAAUCUUCGCCGACAAAUUCAACUCUCCCAGCCAGAUAGCGGUGGGAUUGGGAACUACAAAUCUGUCGCCAAAGUCCGACAACAUUGGAAAACUGACAAAGGACCGACGGUUCACCAUCUGGAAAAACAUCCUCUCUAGUAUGGAUCAAGCGCCAGCCAACCCCAAGGGUGAUCAAUUGCGGGCCUAUUUGGAAACCGUGAAAGAGAACCCGGAGUUAUUAGAUGACCCCGAAACAGAAGCCAAGAUUGUGACAGAGCUAGACUCCUUGAUGACAUUUGAGAUUCGGACAUGGUUCCGUGGGCAUGCCAAUAUCGAGAUCUCUCUCGGGGAGGUCUCCAACGCAGGGACUGUCGGUGGACUCGCAAAGGUCGCCAUCAAAAAGCUCCGUGAAAAAUACCGUUCGCCGAAGGCUCAGGCUGAAGGCGAGGAAGAGGCCCCACAGGAGACAGAGGAUCCCGAGGACACUUAUCGGGAGGAUAUUACGCUGGGACGAGCGAUACAACCAAUCUCGGGUUCUGCUCCAGACUGGUUGUCUGAAUCUGAAGGGCGAGUGUUCCUCACCGGUGCAACAGGCUUCGUCGGUGCCUUUUUCUUGGAGCAAUUGAUGCGGGUACCGCAGGUCAAGGCCAUCGCCUGUCUGGUUCGUACGAAUGAUCCAGAAACAGGAAUGGCUCGCAUAAAGAAGACAUUCCAGACAUUUGGUCUCUCGAUGUAUCCUGGAUAUCAGUCCAAGAUCACCGUUAUCCCAGGCGAUUUUACAAAAGAAGGCCUUGGUCUCUCACAAGAAACGUUUGAUUACAUGGCAGAAUGGUCCAGCGUUAUAUUCCACUUCGCUGCUUACUCGAAUUACCUGCUUCCAUAUUCGAUGCAUAGACAGGCUAAUGUGCUGGGCCUUCUUGAAGUGCUCCGGUUUGCUAACAAUCAGCGGCUCAAGGCACUCCAUUACUGUUCGAGUAUUUCCGCCUGUGGGCUUCCCAAAGAUCCAUCGACUGUGCUAGUGGAAGACGAGAGACCUCUACUGGAGCAUCAUGAGUUCAAAGAAAGCAUCGGGUAUACCAGGAGCAAGUUCGUCGGGGAGAAUAUCAUGUGGAACGCUAUAGACAACGGAUUCCCGAUCAGCAUCUACCGGCCGUCGGUCAUCACCGGGCACUCUGUGACAGGAGUAUGUAAGGAAGAAGACAUGAUCAACCGUCUGUUCUCCAACUGCGUCCGCGCGGGAGCCUAUCCACAGCCACCGAACCAUCCUGCACAUAUUGUGCCUAUUGACUUUGUUUGCUCGACGAUAUUGGCCGUAUCUAUGCGCCCUGACAGUAUCGGCCAUGCGUUCAAUGUGAUCCAGCCCGACCAGAGUGAAGUCCCCAGACUUGAAGACCUGUUCCAGAUUCUGAAUCGACUCACCCCCGUCCCCAUGCGCUGCGUCUCUAGCGCUGACUGGAUCGAAAAGUACUCCGAGGUGAAGGAUCUCCAGGUGAAAGUCAAGGCGCAGAUAGUGACGCCGCAGCUAUCCCAGCGUGCCCUUUACUGGGACAAUUGGAACUACGCUACCACGUAUAGCACGGAAAAUUUACAGCGAGCCCUCGCUGACAAGCCCAAUGUUCUUCGGAUGAAACCUAUGCCCGAACUCUUCGAAGCGUACUACAAGUACUGGACGAGAAAUGACUAG